Thermochaetoides thermophila DSM 1495 is the source of this 1293-nucleotide messenger RNA. RefSeq lists its product as uncharacterized. Lineage: Eukaryota; Fungi; Ascomycota; Sordariomycetes; Sordariales; Chaetomiaceae. Gene Ontology annotation, cellular component: nucleus. The record is from RefSeq and is a predicted model, not a curated record. The transcript has a single exon. Gene Ontology annotation, biological process: tRNA N1-guanine methylation. The coding region runs from base 1 to 1293 and encodes 430 amino acids. Gene Ontology annotation, molecular function: tRNA binding.
AUGACCUCCGAAGGACCAAUUGACACCAACAUGCCCGAUGCUACGGAUGCCAUCAGUGAUCAUGGCUCCGUAACCACUACCAGUGGCAAGCGCAAGGCCGAGGAAGAGCUCGAGAGGACACCAAAGAAAAAUUCCCCUCCAGGCAACGAACAAGAAGAGCCCAAGCCAGCCAAUGCUACCGCUGAAAGCACCAAUGCUGAAACGACGGACCCAGCAGACAAGCCACUCUCCAAGAGCCAGCUCAAGCGCCUAAGGAAACAGCAAUACUGGGAACAACAGAAGGAAGCGCGGAAGGCGAAACGGAAGGAGAAGAGACAUGAGCGACAGGCCCGAAAGCGCGCCGAGCGCGAAGCGAAGAUCGCUGAGGCCAAGGCGGCCGGCAUCGAUCCCGCGACUGUCCUUCAGCCAAAGGAGCCCUGGAAGUACCGCCCCGUUCCCGUGGCGUUCAUCAUUGACUGCGAUUUCGAGCAAUACAUGCGCGAGCAGGAGCUUGUCUCGCUCUCGAGCCAGAUUGUGCGCUCUUAUGCGAUGAAUCGCAAGGCGAAGUACCAAGCCAGCCUACACAUCAGUUCGUGGAAGGGAAAACUGAAGGAGCGGUUCGAGACGGUACUUCGGAACACUCACAAGAACUGGAAGAAUGUCGGUAUUCAUGAAGGAGACUUUAUCGAGGCGGCAAAGAAAGCAAGAGAGGAGAUGAUGAGCCCAAAGGGCGGCGAAAUGAUUGACUUGAUCAAGCCUGUCGAGGGCAGUCCGAGUCUGAAAGGGAAUCCUGCGCCAGAAGAUGAUGAAUCCAGCAAAGAUAUCGAUCAGACUAUUGUUUAUCUGACCUCCGAAUCGCCUUACACGUUGGAGAGACUGGAGGCAAACACCAGCUAUGUCAUUGGUGGUCUGGUUGACAGGAACAGGGAAAAGGGAUUGUGCUACAAACGUGCGAAGCAGUACAAGGUUCGCACGGCAAAGCUCCCUAUUGGGGAAUACAUGGCGAUGCAGAGCCGCUAUGUUCUCACAACAAACCAGGUCGUUGAGAUUAUGGCUAAAUGGCUGGAAUGCGGCGAUUGGGGCGAGGCCUUUUUGGCGGUCAUCCCAAAGAGGAAGGGUGGAACGCUGAAAAACAACUCUGGUGCCGACUCAUCUGUGACGAAGGAUGAUGACAAUACCGGAUCUGAAGGGGAAGAGAGCGAUGAAGAUGACCACGAAGCAGGGGAUCUUGGAGAAAUACAGUCACCGACUAACGAGCAUGAUACAAGUCCUGCUGCCAAUGAAGCCCAGCAGGACCAGCAAACACCUCAAUGA